Messenger RNA from Gambusia affinis (western mosquitofish), 6943 nucleotides. RefSeq names its product frizzled class receptor 4 (gene fzd4). Gene Ontology annotation, biological process: canonical Wnt signaling pathway; non-canonical Wnt signaling pathway; retina vasculature morphogenesis in camera-type eye. Lineage: Eukaryota; Metazoa; Chordata; Actinopteri; Cyprinodontiformes; Poeciliidae. The record is from RefSeq and is a predicted model, not a curated record. Gene Ontology annotation, cellular component: plasma membrane. Gene Ontology annotation, molecular function: Wnt-protein binding; Wnt receptor activity. Bases 467 to 2062 code for a protein of 531 amino acids. The transcript has 6 exons.
GAAAACCCAAAUCCAGCGCUGUGAUUGGACUGGUGUCCUCCGGACGGGUGAAACAGUCUCCCCUCAUAGACACAAGAAAGUUUAGCACUGGACGCUUAAAGGCAGUAGGCGCAAAGUAGGACCUGCAGCGCGUUUCUCUUUGACAAGAAGUUAUCGCUGUAACAAAUCGGGAAUAUAUCAGACAUGUAGGGGUAUCUUCAAGCUGCGGGAAACCAAUCAACUCCUCCAGGCACAGGUCUGACAAUGCUUCGCCACUUGUAUUUUCUGGAUAUCUGACUGCGGAGAACGGCUCAGAGUGGGAUGUUGUAACCUCAAAAGACGCACGGGACGACACGCGCUGCGCUCCUGCUGGACUAACCUUAAACCCACGUGCCUCGGUAUCCAAGGCGACCUGCCUUACCGGAGUCUGUGGAGAUAAUAUUAUUCACUCGGUCGGUUCUGGUGGUGGGGGAUUUUUUUUGUCAACAUGCCCGGGACAAUGAGGAUGAUGAUGGUGUCGCUCGCGCUCCUCCUGGUCUGUCCGCUUUUCUUAGCCAUUGAUGCGUUCGGCGACGACGAUGAGGAGAUGACCUGUGACCCAAUCCGGAUCAGCAUGUGCCAGGGUCUGGGCUACAACGUCACCAAGAUGCCCAACCUGGUGGGCAACGUGCUGCAGUCGGACGCCGAGCUGCAGCUGACCACGUUCACGCCGCUCAUACAGUACGGCUGCUCCAGUCAGCUCAAGUUCUUCCUUUGCUCAGUUUAUGUGCCCAUGUGCACAGACAAGGUUCCCAUCCCCAUCGGGCCGUGUAAGAGCAUGUGUUUGUCCGUCAAGAGAAAAUGCCUCCCUGUUCUCAAUGAGUUUGGCUUCAUUUGGCCUGAGGUGCUUAAUUGCAGCCUCUUCCCACCUUUAAAUGACCACAACCACAUGUGCAUGGAGGGUCCAGGUGACGAAGACCCCCCUUACCAGCCGGUCCGCCACCCUCCUCAUCAGGAGGAAUGUCAGGCCCUCGGAUCGGCACCUGAGCAGUAUACUUGGCUCAAACAAACCGAAACUUGUACCCUCCAGUGUGGCUACGAGAGCGGCCUUUACCGACGGGGGGCCAAAGUCUUCACAGAUGCCUGGAUGGCAGUGUGGGCCGUUCUGUGCUUCUUGUCGACCACUCUGACAGUCUUGACCUUUCUCCUGGACUCGCAGCGUUUCUCCUAUCCCGAGAGGCCAAUCAUCUUUCUUUCAAUGUGUUGCAAUCUGUACAGUGUUGCUUACCUGGUACGACUGACUCUUGGAAGACAGCGCGUUUCCUGCGACUUGGACGCCACUGACGUUCCGAUUCUGGUCCAGGAAGGAUUAAAGAGCACCGGCUGUGCCAUAGUCUUCCUUCUCCUCUAUUUCUUUGGCAUGGCGUCCUCACUGUGGUGGGUGAUCCUUACCCUCACCUGGUUUUUGGCUGCUGGACUGAAGUGGGGUCAUGAAGCAAUUGAAAUGCACAGUUCAUACUUCCACAUAGCGGCCUGGGCCAUCCCAGCUGUUAAAACCAUCGUUAUUCUUAUAAUGCGACUGGUAGAUGCUGAUGACCUUACUGGACUGUGCUAUGUUGGUAACCAGCAGCAAGAGGCUCUCACAGGCUUUGUGGUUGCGCCAUUAGCAACAUACCUUCUCAUAGGCACUCUGUUCAUCUGCGCAGGCCUGGUUGCUCUCUUCAAGAUCCGCUCUAAUCUGCAAAAGGACGGAGCUAAAACAGACAAACUGGAGCGUCUAAUGGUGAAGAUCGGAGUGUUCUCUGUUCUUUACACUGUUCCGGCAUCCACGGUCAUCGGAUGUUAUCUCUACCAGCUGUCUAACUGGGAGGAGUUCAAGACAAGCCCCCGGGACUCGUAUGUGGCGUCGGAGAUGCUUCGGAUCUUCAUGUCACUGCUCGUGGGCAUCACAUCAGGGAUGUGGAUUUGGUCAGCGAAGACCCUCCACACCUGGCAGCGCUGCUCCACCCGACUGCUGAGGGACAGCCGGGCGAGCCGAGGCGGCAAGAGGGCGCCUGUUGAAAGCUGGAUCAAACCGGGAAAAGGCAACGAGACAGUGGUGUGACGAGAUGUAGAGAAAAUGGACGGGAAAUAAGUUUUGCGUUGUUUUUUUUUUUGUUUUGUUUUUUUUUUCUCGUAAAGAAACUUGCUCUGCCGAAUGAAGGACAAAGAGAGUCAGCAACCUGGUUAGAAAUGGAACAGAGGAUUGUAGCCAGACUUUCUCAGAGAAGCCACUGGAUAUAACGCCAUUGCAUGAACUCCCUGCCUCCAAUAGGAGUUAUGAAGGAGAAAAUAGGAAGACUGAGUCAUACAUGUUGUUGCAAGUGUAGCCUCUCUACCUCUCAUUAGAUUUCUGUCGCAUUGAGAGGUGGGGAAAAGCAAAAAAUGAAUCAAAAAAAAUAAAAAAAGAAGACAUGCUGAAAAGGCAGAAAAGAUGCACAUAAGCAAUGAUUCUACCUUUCUGUCUCUAUUUCUUAAGUGAUCAGCAGAAGAGACCGACCCUGCUGAAUACGAUGAAGCCAUGUGCUAUUGUGACUUUGGAAGGGCUUUUAAAUUUUUUCGCUUUGACACUGGAGCAGAUUUACAGAUAUUUGGCUUCCCGGAAAUAUCUGAUGUCACUUUGGCAAUGUUAAUGUUGCAGGUUAAUCAACAUUAAAAUACCAAAUCAACUGUAGGAAAUACCCUAAAUACUGCCUUAAAUCUACAAUUUGUUUACAGACAAAUGGUUUGCAUUUCUGUCUGGUCAUGAUUUUUUUUUUUUUUUUUUUUUUUUUUUUUAUCAGAUACUAGUGCAGGUGGAUUUUAUUACUUUGGAUUUGUGGGAACGAGGCUCGAUGCUGUAAUUAUUGCACUAUAAAUGUGUGAAAUGUGAAGACAAAAGUAGAAAGUAUGAGAGCAAACUAUUACAAUUCAGUUAUGCCUACAGAGCCAUUAUUUUAAAGGUAGAUGAGGUGUUACCAGAAGGUUAUGAGCAGUUAUCAUCUUACUUUCAGUAGAUAUUUCCUUUAGUCUCAUUCUGUAUAAAUUUAGACUAGAUGAUUCCUGAGGCUGAAGCGAUCAGCUAUUCUGGAUGAGAUCAGUAAAGUCCCAAUCUAUAAUUUAAAAGCAAAUCUAACCUCAAAAGCAUGACAGUGGUUUAUGUGAAAUCAAGUUAUGAACCUUUACACCAUUGUCACUUCAUGGUGCUUUAAAUGUUCAGUUUUCAGGAUGUUUGAUAUAGGAAGGUAAUUGGUUCCAACUUUAGUAAUGCUAUAAAUAUUCCUAGAUUUUUAUUUAAAUAUCCCCCUGAAAAUGUGAUGAUGGUUUGAAGGUUUAUAAAUUAGCAUUAGCGUAAACUUUUUUUUUUUUUUUUUUUUUUUGAGGCAAGAGCAUGCUUUGGUUCAACAGACUAGUUGUAAACAUAAGCUUUCUGGGAAAACUAAUCUAAAUUUUUCUAAAUAAGAGAGAGAGAGAGACCUAUCAUUUAUAAAACAACAGAACCUUACUUCUAAAUUUGCUUUAUACUAGGGUGUUGAUGGAAAGUGAAAGCAAAUGGUGCAAAAGUUCAGAAAAUUUCCACCAAUGCAUCAGAAUGAGGACAAACAGAAUUUGUAACUGUAAGUAUCUGUUUUGACUUUCUUUAUCAGGCGUAAAUUGCAGAGAAAUAUGCCUUUGUGCGUCACUUCGGCAGUCUGUGAGAAACUCAGCCAGUGUCCAAUGCUGUUUAGUCUUCCUGCAAACCCUGCCUUCUAUAUGCUCUUGGGUCACCAUACAAUUCAGGAAAUUGAAUUAUUAACCCUGCCCUUUUCCAAACAUUGGAACCCAGGAAGGUUUUAAAGCAAGAAGUUAUGGGACAAUCAGCUGCCAAAACACACAUUAGGCAACAGCAAUAUCAGUCAGAGAAUAUGCUCUUCUUCAUGAACUUGGAUAGUUGUACUUGAUACUUACUUAAGUUGGGACUGGAUCAGAGUAAAGUGUGCUCAUCAAACGCUAAAACCUUCUGCAGAACUUGGAGUUCAGAGUACUAAAGGCCCUCUACUGCAAGACUACGAUGCCAAAGUAUCUUUGAAACUGUUCUUACAGAUGUGUCAUUCAAGAGUCAACAAAUCCAGUAGCCCUCCUCUUCAGUAACAAUAAGCUUUUUAUAAAUGUUGUUUAUUUGUACAGAGACAGCAUACUGCAACUGGUUCUAUAAGAAUGAAUAUCUUCACCCCCCCAUUGCUGUUAUUCGUCGCCUUCCCACAUGGCCUCACUUGAUACGUCUCACCUCACGUCCUCAGACAAUCAGAGUUCCUUUCUGGAACACAGUCUUGUACAUUUCUAAAUGUCAUGGAUGAUGUAGGGAAGAUUUUCAGGUUUUGGGUUGUUUCUCUUUUACCAUUUUCACUAUUUUUGUCUUUUCUGCAGAUUGUAGCUGAAGCCAAUCUAGUCCUUCAGUUACGAUACUCUGAAACUGACCCUCUUUAUCUGCCUAAUUGUCUAUCUAGCAAUGAUGUAUGCAUUCAUUCUUGUCACGUCCUCAGUGUUUUGGACUUAUUUUCAAGCAGCUGUGUUUUAUUCUUUUUCUUUUUUUUAAAUGUUGAUAACCAGACAGUGCCUCACACAGCCUGUCCAAUAGGAACCAGGCAUUUCUUGGCUGCAUAUUUCCUCAAAGAUGUUUUCAGGAUCAAUCGUUGUGGUGAAUCAGACACCGUUUACACAAACCUGCUUCAUCAGACCAGCAUACCUGGGUACACUUAUUGAAUCUCCAAAGUCAAACAUUGCUUUCACUUAAAGUGAAUUAAAUUAACCUGUGACCACCUCCCCUCUGAGCUAAUGUAGUUUCCCUUUUAAACCAUCUAAAUUUUUGACAGCACUCCCCCCUCCUCCUAUUCUUAUGACCAGUCUGAGCUUAAGGUGACUUUUCUAAACAGUCACUGAAUGUGCCUUAACCCCCACCCCCUGCAGUGAAUGUUUGUGCAGGACUUAAACCACUGGCAGUGCCGAUUUGUAAAUUCUUUUAGAAACCCAGUUGUGAAUCGCCAGUGAGCUCGAUUAGCCAGCUCAAAUAAUAACCUUUAAGGUUUAUAAUGCUCCCUGUUGUGUUGAACACUCGUGUUCUUUGCAAUGUCAUCAAUGUAUUAUAAAAUGCUAAUUUAUCCUUGUAAAAAUAAUGUGACAAAUUUUAAAGACUUGUUUAUUUAAAAACCACUUUUGUAUCAGAAGAAGAUGAAUAAAAGUUUUUGGUUUCUAAGUGGCCUGUGCUUUUACAUCUGCAAGUUGGGGUGUGUGUUCGUGUUUAAUCUCAAACCGAUUAAUUCUUGGACAUUUGAUUUUGUGUUUACCCUGGUACAGGAAAUGUAAAGAUAUGAGCUGAGCUCUCCGAGCCUCCUAAAAGCCACAUUGUGACAUUUUUGCCAAAAAUUUAUUUAGUGAAAGGAUUUAUGUUCUGCACAUUCGAUGAACUUUGUCCACUUUUUGGGUUGGACAAUGCUGCCACCUCUUGUCUCGGAAGACAAAUUAAGUUUUGAUGCUUCAUCAUGAAGCAAUUUCAACUCUCCCAAACCUAUCAGUAAAAACACUAAAAUCUUCCCAUUUUCUCUUUGGAAAUAAUAUACUGGACCAAUAAAAAAUAGAGAUAUCUUAGCCCAUCAUGUACUGUGCAGCAUAUGUACUCCGUAAUUGGUGAACUGUUCAUGAAAUUACUACAUCAGUGCUGUGUAGCAGCAUGGAGGAAAUCAGCUUUAAAAGUACCACUAUACCACAGUGACACAAUGGCAGUGUGGUCAGGUUCAAAGUCCUGCUGAAAAAAGAAAUCCUUGUCUACAUUGAGCUUGUCGGAUAAUUUGAAAUGAAAUGCUCCACAAUUUACUAGGUAGAUGACUGUACUGAUUUUCCAAAUAUCCCUUACUGUGAAAAUGUCCACCUUUUGCCAUUUGGGAGACACAAAAUGCAAUUGUAUGUGUCCUGGUUUCUAUGUUGACCAGUAUUUGAUUAUACAGUGCUUCACCAAAGCGUUCAUACAUACAGUAACUAAUAGCUGCAGUAUAUUCUUGCCAUUGUCAGAUGAUGGUUUGAACCUUGUCCUUGAGAUGUUCAGAGUUUAGGAUUACCUUUUAUAACCUAAUCCUGCUUCAUAACUUUAUUCGCAAACUAUUUGCUGUGUUCAUUGCUUUCCAUGAUGCAGUUAUUUUUGCUAAUGUUUCACAGAAUAGUUGUAUGCAUCCUGAGAUAAAAUUACACACGAACGUAAUUCAACACACCACUGUUUAUGGUCUUACAAGCUUAUUAAUAAGGCAGACAAGUGCAAUUGUCCUCUACAUUUUUAAGAUUCUUAUUUAUAUAAAAAAAUAAAACAAAAACUGUGAAUCAUCUCCUUCCACUUCUGAGUUAUGUGCUACUUUGUGUUAGUCUAUCUGAUAGACUCUAUCACAUACAAAACAUUUAAAAUACAAUAUGUGUCAUAAAAUUGGUUACAUUCACUUGAAGGCAUAAAACAAUUGAAUUUUAUUUAGAUUGUUCGACCAAAUCUGUCAUUGACAAAAAUAUUUUCAGUCUUGAUUUAGAGGAAAUAGCAAAUCUGGCACAUUUCAGGUUUCCACGGAGUUUGAUCUAGACCCGAGGAGCAUAAAAACCGCAACUAGUUUACAUCUGGUUCAGGGAAUGCUGAGUAAGCAGGUCUCUGACAACCUGAGGGGUCUGAACUGUUCAUACUUGAGACGUAACUCAGAAAUACGUUUGUCCGGCUUCCUUCAAGGCCACAGCACCAAAAGCCUCUGUCCAACUCCAAAGAACUUCUACUAUAAAAUUUGAGUUGUGUUAAAAUGUUUCCCUGUUAUUACUGAAUUAGAUUAGAAAAUGCCCAGUACAUUUGCAAUAAAUGUGCUGCUGAAAUCUGUUGGUGCACAAGCUGUUACUGUGUCUCCAGGAGUAGCUCGGCAAUAGACUUUCAACAUCAAAUGCACACUGUAGCAUACGCAGUAAUAUU